AGGCAUGCUUCUUCUCUUUAUACUACAAAAAAACAACACAAAAGAACUCAGCCUGCUUUUUCUUGGGUCUAUCAGAUGAUUGUGUAAAUUUUAUAAACACACCAAUGCAACUUCAUUCAACAAUAUAAAGAUUGGUUUCGAAAUUCGAAUCAUUCGAAGAAUUGAAGUCAUAAGCUUCCAUUGAAAUGAGAGUGAAACGAAAGAUCGCUGAUUUCUUGUUCUUGAUAUGUUUCUUGACGUUUUCGUGUUGUUCUAAUGGCUUGCUUUCUCCUAAAGGUGUUAACUUUGAAGUGCAAGCGUUAAUGGGUAUAAAAGCUUCGUUAAUGGAUCCUCAUGGUGUUCUUGAAAAUUGGGAUGCUGAUUCUGUUGAUCCAUGUAGUUGGACUAUGGUUACUUGUUCUUCGGAAUCUUUAGUCAUUGGAUUGGGAACACCUUCGCAGAAUCUAUCGGGUAAACUUUCAUCAGCUAUAGGCAAUCUAACCAAUCUUCAAAUUGUAUUGUUACAAAAUAAUAACAUCACAGGGCCAAUCCCUAAAGAAAUUGGUGAAUUAAAGAAGCUUCAAACAAUCGAUCUUUCUGAUAACCAAUUCACUAAUGAAAUCCCUUCCUCUUUAGGCCACUUGACAAAUCUCCAAUACAUGAGGCUUAAUAACAACAGUCUUUCAGGACCAAUUCCACAAUUAGUUGCUAACAUGACACGACUUGCUUUUGUUGACUUGUCCUUCAACAACUUAAGUGGCCCUGUUCCCAGGUUUCCUUCCAAGACCUUCAACAUCGUUGGGAACCCUUUAAUAUGCCAAACAGGGUCCGAGCAAGAAUGUUAUGGAAUGACACUCUUGCCCAUGUCCAUGACUUUAAACACUACUAAUCAAGCUAAUGGCACUUUGCCAAAAUCAAAAGGUCACAAAAUCGCUCUUGCCAUUAGUACAAGCCUCGGAUGCAUCUCUUUGCUCAUCUUUGGACUCGCGCUCAUUUGGUGGAGGCGACGACAUAAUCAAGAACCCUUCUUUGAUGUCAAAGAUAAGCAUCACGAGGAAGUUUCCCUAGGAAAUCUAAGGAAGUUCACAUUUAGGGAACUUCAAAGCGCAACACACAACUUCAGCAACAAGAACAUAUUAGGAAAAGGAGGCUUCGGGCACGUUUACAAGGGUCAACUCCAAGACGGGAGUUAUGUGGCGGUGAAGCGCCUCAAAGAUGGUGGUGCCGCCGGCGGAGAACGGCAGUUCCAAACAGAAGUUGAGAUGAUCAGCCUGGCAGUUCACCGGAAUCUCCUCAGAUUAUACGGUUUCUGUAUGACCCCAACUGAAAAACUCUUAGUCUACCCUUACAUGUCAAAUGGAAGCGUUGCCUCUCGUCUUAAAGCGAAACCAGUUUUGAAUUGGGGAAUAAGGAAGAAGAUCGCAUUAGGAGCUGCGAGAGGAUUGUUGUAUCUUCAUGAACAGUGUGAUCCGAAGAUUAUUCAUCGAGAUGUGAAAGCUGCGAAUAUAUUGCUUGAUGAUUUUUGUGAAGCGGUUGUUGGUGAUUUCGGGUUAGCGAAGCUUUUGGAUCAUCAAGAUUCUCAUGUAACGACGGCGGUGCGUGGAACCGUCGGCCAUAUUGCGCCGGAGUAUCUCUCCACCGGCCAGUCGUCGGAGAAGACAGAUGUUUUUGGGUUUGGGAUUCUUCUUCUAGAACUGUUAACCGGACAACGAGCUUUGGAAUUCGGGAAAGCUGCUAACCAGAAAGGAGCAAUGCUUGACUGGGUGAAAAAGAUUCAUGUAGAGAAGAAGCUAGAUUUGUUAGUUGAUAAAGAUUUAAAGAACAAUUACGAUAGGAUUGAGUUAGAGGAAAUCGUGAAAGUGGCGUUGUUGUGUACUCAAUAUCUUCCCGGCCACCGGCCUAAGAUGUCGGAAGUUGUACGGAUGUUGGAAGGGGAUGGACUUGCGGAGAGAUGGGAAGCUUCACAGGGAGUUGAGUCGAGUUCAAAGUUCAGGACGCCGGAGUUGUCGUCGUCGGAGCGGUAUUCUGACCUCACCGAUGACUCUUCUUUGCUUGGACAAGCGAUAGAACUCUCUGGGCCUAGAUGAAUCUUGAAUUUCAAAUAGGAAUUAUGGAAAAAAAAAAAAAAAAACAGGGUUUGUAAAGGUUUAAAUUUUCAAGUGUAGUAAAUUUUGUAUUUGAGUUAUAAAAAAAGUAAGUGUUUUUUAAUA
Molecule: messenger RNA, 2189 nt
Organism: Lactuca sativa (garden lettuce)
Lineage: Eukaryota; Viridiplantae; Streptophyta; Magnoliopsida; Asterales; Asteraceae
Product: protein CLAVATA3 INSENSITIVE RECEPTOR KINASE 5
Biological process (GO): protein phosphorylation
Molecular function (GO): protein kinase activity; ATP binding
Source: RefSeq, a predicted model, not a curated record